This is a messenger RNA of Cetraspora pellucida, 1122 nucleotides long. Lineage: Eukaryota; Fungi; Glomeromycota; Glomeromycetes; Diversisporales; Gigasporaceae. The record is from the annotation of a GenBank genome assembly.
AUGGAUUUAGAAUUAUUGUUUACUCCAACUGAAUUUUCACAGUCUGAUAAUGAAUUGCCAGACUAUUAUGAAACAUCCGAUAACUAUGAAACAACAGAUGAUGAGCAUGAAUCGGUUGUUUCUCAAGAACAUAUAUUUAAAAAAAAACGACAUCGUGGAAUGAAUUUAAAAACUACUUUAGAAAAGCAAGCAGAGUUGGCCAAUCAUCCAGAUGUACUCGAAAUUUUGAGUCCACUAUGUGUACGAUGCAAACAUUGCAGAAAACCAAUUAAACUAAAAAGAAACUAUGAUAAGUCACGAAUUGAAUCUCAUGUGUCUAAUAACAAAUGUAUUAAGAACAAGGGAUUUCAAGAUUUGAGGAAAUUCUUCGCAGAUUCUAAUUCUCAAAAUGAACCAUCACAUAAAAGAUAUCCAUGUUCUGGAUUAUGUAAAGAGAAGCAUCUUAAAUAUAUUGAACGAGUUGGUGGUUUUGCAGUAUCUGGUGGAGCUCCACUUGUCAAAAUAGUAGCACAAGAACUUUUUCCAGACAAGUUUACAGAAAAUACAAAAUUUUCUUAUUCUAAACUUAGUUUCAAUCAAUCAAAAAGACUUAACGAUGAACUAUCAGCAAGGUCUAAGUGGAAGAUUGAUCAAAAAUGUUUAUGCAUACGUAGUUCAGUGUGUGAAAUAUAUACUGACCAAAUUGAACGAUUAUGCGCGAAAUGUAUCUUACUUACAAAGGAUCCAGUUUUUAAGAAUGCACUUUCUAAACCCAUGCCGAAACCAGAAAAUCGACGCUUCACACCAAAAUUUUAUUUUAGAAAUAAUCUGAUUUUGAAAUUUCUUAGAAAUCUACAUAUAAAAGAACUCUGGACUUCAAUUUCUAAUACCAAUGAAAAUAACUCAGUGCCAUUUUGGUUAAAAUUAGCUGAGAAAGGUUUAAAUGGAGCAUUUGAAUCAAAAACUAUAUUUAAAGGACUAUGUGAAAUAAUGAUGAAAAUAGCUCAAUGUGAAGAUCAUAGCAAAGGCAUCCAAAAUUUAAAAUAUUCUGAAGAUGUUACCCAUUUUACGGCUGUACUUUCCAGCCUAAGCCCAAAAGCAUAUGAUUUUUUUCAAGCCAAUUUGGCAGGACAAACAUUAUGA